Messenger RNA from Xenopus laevis (African clawed frog), 4333 nucleotides. It is a transcript of the gene alg9.L, whose product is annotated as ALG9, alpha-1,2-mannosyltransferase L homeolog. The transcript has 14 exons. Gene Ontology annotation, cellular component: endoplasmic reticulum membrane. The coding region runs from base 142 to 1941 and encodes 599 amino acids. Gene Ontology annotation, molecular function: mannosyltransferase activity; glycosyltransferase activity; alpha-1,2-mannosyltransferase activity. Lineage: Eukaryota; Metazoa; Chordata; Amphibia; Anura; Pipidae. Gene Ontology annotation, biological process: protein N-linked glycosylation. The record is from RefSeq and is a predicted model, not a curated record.
UCACUCUACCAGACGGCUACGUGUCGCAGCCCUGUACUUACAAACUCUCGCGAGAUGUGACUGACGAAAGCUGUCGGAUAUUCUUCCUGCAGGAGCCGAGCAGCUGGAUAUUUAAACGGCGACUGGACUGUGGGCUGUAAUAUGAAAAGUGCAAGUGGCCCGCGAAAAGCGGGGCUUGUGGGUGGAAUGGGGUCUAAUGCUACGAGUGGGUGUGUUUCGCCCAAGGCUGCGACUCCUGCGAGCAGUAAAGCAGGACAAGUGUGGGCACCAGAGGGAUCCACUGCUUUUAAGUGCUUAGUCUCCGCCAGGUUCUGUGCAGCACUGCUGAGCAACAUCUCAGAUUGUGAUGAAACCUUCAACUACUGGGAGCCUACUCAUUACCUUGUGUACGGAAAAGGUUUCCAGACAUGGGAGUAUUCACCAACUUAUGCUAUCCGAUCGUAUGCUUAUCUCUGGCUUCAUGCAUUACCUGCCUGGUUUCAUGCCAGUAUCCUACAGACAAAUAAGGUCCUCGUGUUUUACUUUAUACGAAGCUUCCUUGCCUUCCUUAGUUGUAUUUGUGAACUUUACUUCUACAAGGCUGUGUGUAAAAAAUUUGGACUUCAUGUUGGUCGAUUGAUGUUGGCCUUUCUUGUUCUUAGCACAGGGAUGUUUUCUUCCUCUGCUGCUUACCUACCAAGCAGCUUUUGUAUGUAUACUACAGUAGUAGCAAUGACUGGAUGGUACAUGGACAAGAUCUCAGUUGCAGUUUUGGGAGUGGCUGCUGGAGCAAUUUGGGGCUGGCCAUUUUGCGCUGUUUUGGGAAUUCCCAUUGCUUUUGAUGUCCUGUUCCUAAAACAAAAGUGGAAGAGUUUUAUAAAUUGGUGCAUAGUUGCCCUUGUCUUGUUUCUGGUCCCAUUAGUGGCUAUUGACAGUUAUUACUAUGGCAAGCUGGUAAUUGCUCCUCUUAAUAUCAUCUUGUACAAUGUCUUCACACCACAUGGACCAGACCUCUAUGGAACAGAGCCCUGGCAUUUCUAUUUUAUUAAUGGUUUCCUGAACUUCAAUGUGGUCUUUGUAAUGGCCCUCUUUGUGUUGCCUCUGACAUGGCUAAUGGAACAUCUACUGCAGAAAAUUAACACAGCUCCAAAUCUUGGAAGACCCUAUUGGCUAACACUGGCUCCUAUGUAUAUCUGGAUUUUGAUCUUUUUCAGCCAAGACCAUAAAGAGGAGAGAUUUCUAUUUCCCAUCUACCCACUCAUCUGCCUCUCUGGAGCUGUAGCUCUUUCUGCCCUACAGAAAUGCUACCACUUUUUGUUCCAACGGUACCGCUUAGAGCAUUACACUGUAUCUUCGAAUUGGCUAGCUCUAGGGACUGUUGUGCUUUUUGGCCUCCUAUCCAUCUCCCGUUCAGUAGCCUUGUUCCGAGGGUACCAUGCACCCCUAGACCUAUAUCCUGAAUUUCACCAAAUUGCCGGGGAUCCUACUGUGCACACGGUUCCAGAGGGGAGAACUGUUAAUGUAUGUGUAGGGAAGGAAUGGUAUCGUUUCCCUAGCAACUUUCUUCUUCCAGAUAAUUGGCAGCUCCAGUUUAUUGAAUCAGAGUUUAGAGGCCAACUACCAAAACCUUUUGCUAAAGGGACACGAGCAACGAGAAUCAUUCCCAAGGACAUGAAUGACCAGAAUCGAGAGGAAAGAUCUAGAUAUGUGGAUAUUGCAAAAUGCCAUUACUUGGUGGAUUUAGAUUCAGCCAAUGAAACACCACGGGAACCUGUUUACUCUGCAAAGAAGGAAGAAUGGACAGUAAUUGCUUACAAACCAUUUCUUGAUACAACAAGGUCAUCAAAGCUCUUCCGCUCAUUUUAUAUCCCGUUUAUGUCCAGCUGGCACACCUCCUAUCGCAACUACACCAUUUUAAAAGCCCGCAGGCCCAAACAGGUGAAGAGAAGGGGCGGAGUAUAAACAACAACCAUGUCUUUUCAAAGAAGAGCGUGAACUGCAGUUCUACUUCAGACAGGAAUUCCCCAUUGAUAGAAAUUCAGCUGCAUUUGCUGCCACAGUGACGUGUGAAGAAGCCUCAUCGGAUACCUCAUGGAUACUCUACUGUGAACCUCUAAUGUUCUCUGUUUGUCCGCCUAAACAUAUUCCAUUAGUAGUGUUUGUCUUACCAUGAGCCAGCCCAGUUUCUUCUAGGGUUUGGCCACUAUAAUCCACUGUCAGUAAAACAUCUCAGUUAACAUUGAUCAUUUCUUGCUAUCCCUCAAUUUCAGUUUUACCACCAAUAUUUAAAAGAGAUACAUAACAAGCUUUGUGUGGCACAUAUUUUCAUAUGUGCCAUUAAAGGUGAUUGUUGACAAUGCAUCUGUUUAUGUUUAGUGAAUUACAUUAAUUUUUAAAAGUAACUUAACACCACAGCUCUUGAGCUAAGAGGUUUUUUUUUCUUUUGAAGAAUGAGAUUUGUGCUGAUAUUUGUUGCUCAAAGACUUUAUAUUAUCACAUAACACAUAUCACAUAACAUAGUACACUUUUGGGGAAGACACUUGUUUUUUUUCUUUCUUGAAUGCUAAGGAAGGAAAGGACAUACUGUAUAUUUUCAUUGUGCAAUGUAAAGUAUCCGAAUAUAGUCUUUAUUGCACCUGGCAUCCAAUCAUCUACAACUAAACUGCUGGGUAGAGACUGUAUCUGCUUUUUUAUCUUCAGUUAGUACAGGAAUAUAACCCCCUAUCCAAAAACCUUGUCCAAAAUAUUGUUUAUUUUUAAGCAAAUCGUUCUAAUUUUUUGCAGCGAUUUCCUUUUUCUCUGCAAUAAUAUAGCAGUACCUUGUACUUAAUGGUAACUAAGCUACAUGAAGUUUUACCAGACUUCAGGUAUGGAGCUACAAAUUAGAGAUCCCUUAUCCAGAAAACACCAGGUGCCAAGCAUUCUGGUUAAUAGAUCUGUUACCGGUAAUGGACAAAGACUGUUGAAAAGAGAAUCCGAAUAUGACCUACCCGGAAUUACAUUUCUAUCAUUGCUCCAAAUUUUUGUCAGUACAUCACUGAUCCAAAAGCUUUGCAAUAAUGAAACAGGCUCAGCUCCAAAAGCUUUAUAAGGGUAGGACUACACGGGGGCGUUUUCGCUUGAUGCGCUGCUCAAAAACACAGGCGUCAAGUCGGAUGCAAUGGAAAUAAGGUAAGAUAUACAAAUUUCGGAUGAAGUCUGCAUCCGUCAGUUGUGUCGGAACAACGCUGCAACUUCCGACGUGUAUAUCUUACCUUAUUUCCGUUGCAUCCGAUUUGAUGCCUGCUUUUUUGUGCAGCGUGUUGGUUUGCGCCGAAAACGUCCGUGUAGUCCUACCCUAAUUCUCACAUCAACUGCUCUAGUAAAGAAGUUAUCACUGCCACAAUUGUGGCAUUUAAAACACCUGAAAUUGCCUUUGACUGUUUCUCUUGUCAGAGCAUGGGAUGGAAAACGCUCUGCCUGUGGCAGGCACAUGGCAAAUAGCAGACACAAAGCCAGCCUUUCUGAGCAGUGUCUGUCAUGUGGCAACUGAUGUUCUGCAGCAUCUUAAUGGAAAGAUUCAUAGUUUAACUUCACCUGGAAGACUAGUAAGGCCCAGUUUGUGGUGCUUUACCCUGAUCAGUUAUGUUGAAUGAAAGACAAGCCAUAAGUAGUUUAUAUACUCUGGUAAAUGAAUCACCUGGGAAAAAUACAUUCUCUAAGCUCAUCUGCUGAAAUGUACGUUUGCUGUUAGCAACUCAACAGUUCCCUAAUGUUCCCACCUUCAUCACCAGAAAAGCUCUGAUAAUGAACUGGUCAUAGGCAGUGUUGCUGCUGCUUCAUCUUCAUUUUCUAGACCAAAGAACAGCCAGUUAUUGACAUUAUUCUCAACAGAACAAUUAGCAUUUGUUUAUGUUGUGAGUGGGGAGUGUGUGUUCUAUUUUCAUUUUGGUCAUUUUGUUUGUUUUUUUCAUCAAUUGCAACUUUAUUCAUCUAUGGGAUUCUUGUUGGCCCACCUGGAGAUGUUUUGAUACAAUAUUAACUAGGAAUGCACCUAAUCCACUAUUUUGGAUUCGAACCCCCGAAUCCUUCACAAACGAUUCGGCCAAAUCUGAAUCAUAAUUUGCUUUUAUUAGGGGUCAGAAGGGGAAAACAUUCUUCACUUCCUUGUUUUAUGACAAAAAGUCAGAUGCUUUUCAUCCCCUAAUUAGCAUAUGCAAAUUUGGAUUUGGUUCGGCCAAGCAGAAGGAUUCAGCUGAAUACUGCUGAAAAAGGCAGAAUCCUGGAUUCGGAGCAUCCCUAAUAUUAACAUGAGUAGACAUGCAGUAUUUAUGCCUAUUCUAAAACGUGUAAAAUAAAUAUAAACUCCUGCUAA